AUGGCAAGCACUUAACCACUACGCGUACCGCGAUGCAGUGUUCCUUGCCGAAAGAUUGUAUGCAGAAGGCUUGCGGAAGGGGAGCAGAUCUUAUCUGGUGGAGUGUUGAAUAAACAGAAAAGCCAUGAUGACAUUGUUAUGGAGUUUGGGGACUCUGCAUGCUUUACGCUCUCCUUACUGGGACAUGUCUACUGCAAGACAGACCGGCUUGCCAAAGGAUCAGAAUGUUACCAAAAGAGCCUUAGUUUAAAUCCUUUCCUCUGGUCCCCUUUUGAAUCGCUCUGUGAAAUAGGUGAAAAGCCAGACCCUGACCAAACAUUUAAGUUAACGUCGUUACAGAACUUCAGCAGCUGUCUGCCUAACACUUGCACAACGUUGGUAUCUAAUCACAACAUAUCCCACAGACAGCCCGAGACCGUCCUUAUGGAAACGCCUCAAGACACAAUUGAGUUGAACAGAAUCAACCUAGAAUCCUCCAAUUCAAAAUAUUCCUCCUUGAACACGGAUUCUUCGAUGUCUUACAUUGACUCAGCUGUGAUUUCACCAGACGCUGUCCCGCUUGGGUCAGGAACUGCCAUAUUGUCAAAGCAGGCUCAAAAUAAACCAAAAACCGGGCGGAGUUUACUGGGAGGACCCGCGGCUUUGAGCCCACUAACCCCAAGCUUUGGAAUUUUGCCACUAGAAACCCCAAGCCCUGGAGAUGGAUCCUAUUUACAGAACUACACCAACUCUUCUGCUGUCAUCGAUGUGCCACCCACAGGAGCACCUUCCAAGAAGAGUGUCAGCAGGAUGAGCCAAGCUGGAACAAAGUCUGUCUUCUCACAGAGCGGAAAUAGCCGGGAAGUCACUCCAAUUCUUGUUGCACAAACACAGAGCUCUGGCCCACAGACAAGUACAACACCUCAGGUAUUGAGCCCAACAAUUGCUGCUCCACCAAACGCGCUGCCUCGAAGAAGCUCUCGCCUGUUCACUAGCGACAGCUCUACAACAAAGGAAAAUAGCAAAAAGUUGAAAAUGAAGUUUCCACCUAAGAUUCCCAACAGAAAAACAAAAAGUAAAACAAAUAAGGGAGGAAUAACUCAACCAAACUUAAAUGACAGUUUGGAAAUUACCAAACUGGACUCUUCCAUCAUUUCAGAAGGGAAAAUUUCCACUGUUGCGCCGCAGAUCCAGGCUUUUACGCUACAGAAGGCAGCAGCAGAAGGUUUGAUGAGCCUUCUCCGUGACAUGGGGAAAGGUUAUUUAGCCUUGUGUUCGUACAACUGCAAAGAAGCGAUCAAUAUUUUAAGCCAUUUACCGUCUCACCACUACAACACUGGCUGGGUGCUGUGCCAAAUCGGGAGAGCUUACUUCGAACUUGCAGAAUAUAUGCAGGCUGAGAGAAUAUUUUCCGAAGUGAGGAGGAUUGAAAACUACAGAGUAGAAGGCAUGGAGAUCUAUUCGACUACGCUGUGGCAUCUGCAGAAAGAUGUUGCUCUUUCGGUUCUUUCCAAGGAUUUGACGGACAUGGAUAAAAACUCCCCGGAGGCAUGGUGUGCUGCAGGAAACUGCUUCAGCUUGCAACGAGAGCAUGACAUCGCCAUCAAGUUCUUCCAGAGAGCCAUUCAAGUGGAUCCAAACUACGCUUAUGCCUACACCCUGCUGGGGCACGAGUUUGUGUUGACGGAAGAACUAGACAAAGCAUUAGCUUGUUUUAGAAAUGCAAUCCGGGUCAACCCGCGGCACUAUAAUGCCUGGUAUGGGUUAGGAAUGAUUUAUUACAAACAGGAAAAAUUCAGUCUAGCAGAAAUGCAUUUCCAGAAAGCACUUGAUAUCAAUCCUCAGAGCUCGGUCUUACUGUGCCACAUUGGAGUAGUCCAGCAUGCACUGAAAAAAUCUGAAAAGGCUUUGGAUACUUUAAACAAAGCUAUUAACAUUGACCCCAAGAACCCGCUAUGCAAAUUCCAUAAAGCUUCUGUAUUAUUUGCAAAUGAAAAAUACAAGUCUGCUUUACAAGACCCUCUGGAACUGAAACAGAUUGUUCCCAAAGAGUCUCUUGUUUACUUUUUAAUAGGAAAGGUUUAUAAAAAACUGGGUCAAACGCAUUUGGCCCUAAUGAAUUUCUCGUGGGCAAUGGACUUAGAUCCCAAAGGAGCCAAUAACCAGAUUAAAGAGGCCAUUGAUAAACGCUACCUUCCAGAUGAUGAGGAGCCAAUAACUCAAGAAGAGCAGAUCAUCGGCACAGACGAAUCCCAAGAGAGCAGCAUGACGGAUGCGGACGACACGCAGCUCCACGCGGUUGAAAGCGAUGAAUUUUAA
Messenger RNA from Apaloderma vittatum (bar-tailed trogon), 2298 nucleotides. RefSeq names its product cell division cycle 27 (gene CDC27). Gene Ontology annotation, molecular function: protein binding. The record is from RefSeq and is a predicted model, not a curated record. The transcript has 17 exons. Lineage: Eukaryota; Metazoa; Chordata; Aves; Trogoniformes; Trogonidae. Gene Ontology annotation, biological process: cell division.